Molecule: messenger RNA, 11610 nt
Organism: Stylonychia lemnae
Lineage: Eukaryota; Ciliophora; Spirotrichea; Sporadotrichida; Oxytrichidae
Source: the annotation of a GenBank genome assembly
AUGAAGUAACCUACAGAGGCUAAUACAACUUUGGUCAAACAUAAGAUUUCAUAUAAGAGAACUUUGAAAUAUAAGAAGAGAGUAAAAUUUGUUAUGAGUAUCAAUAAUUUAGGAAUUCUCCAAGAAUCAUCGACUUGCCCGAUAUCAUAAAAGCAUUUCCCUGCAUCUGUUGGAGGUGGAGCAGACUGUAGCACACCAACAAAUUUAACAGGCAUAGAUAUUGAUGGAUUUGGUGAUGUCUUAUGGAAGCAUUACUCAAACUACACAGAAUAUAUCAUAUAAAACCCAGUCAUAGCGUAAAACUUUGUAUUUACAUCUUUGGAAUACAAGAAAGCCUACAGAAUAGUGAAAUUAGACUAUGCUACAGGGGUGUAGUUAGAUGAUAGAAAUUUCGCCAAAUACACUCCAAAAUUACUUUAAGACAUGAUAAAAUUUCUCUAAGUUGAGGCUGAUCAAAUAACUCAAGACCUAUAUGUUUAUCUCGAAAUUACAUCAAACUACUUCAAGACUCUUGGACUUAACUCAUUGUCUGGAAUCGGUGCUGGCAUGCUUAUUAAAAUGGAUCUCAAUCUUAAGGUUAUGUGGUGGAAAAUGAUGAAUACUUUUGUUAAAGCAGCAGAGUACAAACCUUAAAUUUUAAAGCUAGGGGCAAACAAUAUCUGGGCACUUGCAUUUUUCAAUACUAUUAACUAAAUCGUCGAUGUGCAUAUUAUUCAAAUAGACAAGAUUUAAGGAAAACCAAUAUAGGAUUAAAUUUAUAAGCAUAAUACUCAUCUUUCAACUGCCAAAAUUUAAUUUAGCAUAGAUUUCUAAGAAUUAAGAUGGGCAGCCAUAUUUAAAGACACAUCGAAUAUUAUAAAUAUUUUGAUUGGACAAACCUCUGAUAUGGCUAUUACUUAGCAUUUUUAGAAAACCUUAGUAUCUUCAAAAAGAAUAUAAUGCUUGUUAAUGGAUAUAUCUAAUGGUAAUAUUUUAAACUAGCAAAUGAUAUUUCAGAAUUUCUUUAUCGAUACUUCCGCUAUAUCAGACGAAAGUCUUGAUACUUUGAAAUAUUCUUGUAUUAAUACCACUGCAAAUACAUUAACAGCAUUUACAACAAAGGCAGUAGUAUAGAGUAUAUCAACAACUGUAAGAGUUAGUAUGGUAGAUGUAGCUGAAACAGACACAAAUCUAGGUUAUUUUUCAUUGGACAAUAGUGCUAUGACUUUAAAUUAUACUAGCAAACCCUUCGCAUUUUAGAGUUGCAACUAUCCAAUUGCCCAAACAAGCACUUUUGAACUUAUUAUUGAUCAAGGAUUGACUUAAAUAGAAUUCUAAGCAACCGACUGCAGAAACAGAAAUUCUGUGCUAACAGGAAUAGGGAAAUUUUUAGAUGGAUCAAAUUUAACAGGUAUAAGUUUAACUCCAAAUAAAACUAACAGCCUAUAAUUAAAUUUAACGAAUGUGACCUAGUAUCAAUUAUAAGGAUCUCGAGUAGUCUUGAUAUAGUUUGAACUAGAGGGAAGUAAAUAUGAUGUUCCCUUUAGACUAACUACGAAAAUUCCCACAAAUUUGACUGUGGAUCCUACUGCUGAAGUAAUACCUUGUGAGGAUAAGAUAUUUCCUUUUUUCUUUGGGUAAACAACUGAGUUAUAGAUGCUUCAUGUGACAAUUGAUGAUUACUCAAAUUUUUUAAUGGCAGGAUUUGCUCGAAAUAAUUCCUAUUCAGAUGGACCUUUAUAGAAUAGAGGUUUUGUUUAGCUAAUGUCUCCAAAUGGAGUUAGAUUAUGGCUUUAUAAAAUUUCAUCCUCUAUUAAUAACUCUGAAGAAUCUAGAUGCUAUAAUGCUAUGUAGUGGACUGUUAUGAUCUAUACAUACCAAAAGGGAACUGAAAAGGGGCUUGCUUCUUUCAGUAUUUAUGAAGAUGAUGAAUUAAUUGCAGAAUGGAUGAAAUACUAUCCAAGUCCUGAGCCUAACUACAUUGUGGAUAUAAUUCAAGAUUUUGAAAAAGAGUAAAUAUUUAUUGUUAAGCAUAUCCCAUCACAAAAUUGCUAAGUGACAAGAAUCGAUUCAACUUCAGGCAAAAUUGUAGGUUAAGUUUAACUAAAUUAAGGUACGGCUGAUUUAGAUAGUAAAGGAUCAACCUUAGCUGUUAUGAACAUAGUUGUUCCAUUUUUAGAAAACUCAAGCCCAUAGAAAAUUCACAUUUACAUUAUUGAUAAAGUUGAGCUUACUACUGUUCAAAGUGCUAAAAUUACUUUUACUAAUUCAAUGUUGCUAAGAAGUAUUGCAGUCAGUUCUGACUCUCAGAGAAAGUAUAUAACAACAGAAAAGGCUUCUACAAUAAUAUUCAAAGAUGACAGUCUUACAUAUAAUUGCUUUGCUCCUAGAAUUCUCGAUAAUUCAGAUUUAACUUGGUAUCCUAAUCUUGAAGUACUAAACACUCCAACAGUAAACAUAACAAAUUUUUUGAAGGAAGAAGUCUUAUUUUUAGCUCCUGUAAUAGGUGGAAACUCAAGUAGAUUCGAUUUAAAUUUGAAUUUUCCAAAGACAAAUAUUCGGGUGUCAACCUUUAGUUAUACAGGCAAUAAAAUAGAUUUAUAUGAUCUUUCGGAUGGAACAUUUUACAACUAGUAUAAGCAAUAACCAUACUAAGAUUAAAAAUGCUCAAUGGUCGCUGGUUAGGCUAAACUUGUAAAUAUGACAUCUAGAAGAAUCUCUGUUUCUUCAUAAGCUUACAUUUAAUUUUACACAGCUGGAUAAAUUAAUUGCUAAGGUAGACUCCUUGAAACUCAGGUGAUGGAUCCUGAAACUAAUACUAAUUAUUUUAGAAUUCCUUAUAUAUAUUACGAUAAUGUAACUUAAUACCUAAGAAUGUCUGGACCUUUCUUUACAUUCUUUAUCAGAGUUAGAUACAUUGAUCAAUAUAAAGGUUUAAAAGGAGGUUAUCAAGAUAGUUAUAUUUUUCAGUAGGUUAUUAGUCUUGAUUACUAUUCCAAUAAGAUUAGUUAUGAUCUUGCUACUCCUGAUUACUGUACUCAAACUCCAUUUCCAUACUUAUUUGGUGGAAAGUUUAUUGGUGAUGAAUUUAAAACAUUAGCCAUGUUUACUAAUGCAUUAGAUGGAAAGAUUCUUCUAGGUGGUAGUGCAAAUACCUAUUUAAAUCCUGUCUUUUUUAAUUAUGAUCAGCGAGAUGCUUUUAUUAUGAAAAUUUCUCCAACAGGGUAUGUCUAUUGGGUGACACAACUAUUUUCUUUAAGAACACAAUAUGAUUAAGUUUCUGCCAUAACUUUUACAAAUCAGUCUGUUUACGCAUUUUAUUCCACUUCUUAAAUUGCAGAUCCCAGCUCAAUUGUUUCUUGUUUGGUGAAAAUGAGAUAUUAAGAUGGUCAAACUUAUUGGAUGAAAAAUUUCUAAAUUAGUUCAUUAUUUCCUAACGGUAGAAUUUAUAUAAAGGAAGGAAACGAUCUUUCAUUAGAUUCAAAGCCUAAAUCUUUCAAAUUUGUGCUUUCUUUUAUGGGUUAUUGGAAUGAUUAAAAUGCUUAAUAUCCUGGAAAUAUCUUCUUUCAAGAUAGUACUAUAGAUCAAGGACCAAGUUCCUAGUAUGCUUAGCUAUUCUAUCCAGCAGCUCUACCUGCCUCGAAAACUUAUCAUGGAUAAUCACUCUUUGACUUUGAGACAGAUUAUGUCUAUGUAACUCAGCAAGGGUAUUUCACUUCAAAUAUAGUAGAAGAUUUGAUUGUGUUAAAAUAAUAAACAAUCACAGGAAGUAUUUAAUGGAGUAGAAUUUACAAUAUGGAUAGCCCAUCAAUGACUGGAAUAACAAGAAGUUAUCCAGUUAUAGCAUAAAAUAACAAAACUAAGGAUAUAUAUGUGGCAUAAGCAGGAGGUUAUUCUCAUCUAGUUAAAAUUAAAAAUGAUGGCAUGACACUUAAAAGAGUUUAUGCAAAAACUUCAACUUCUAAUACAGUAAAAAGUAUAAACAUUCUAAUUGAUACAAAAAGAGAUUAAAUAACUGUGGUGUGCUUAACAGAGCUAACAGGUUCAAUAGAGAUUAUGACACUUGACUCUAAUUUUAAUGUGGUUUCAAACUUAUACAAAGAAUACACUAAUAUCAUUUCAGCUGGUUUAGUAUUUACAACCUUAGUAGAUGACUACUACUAUAUCACUUUUAACAUUUUAGACUUUGGAAAUACAUUUCAUGAAAGUAACACAUUGAUAUCUAAAAAAUCAGUUAAUGCUGAGGAGCAUGGAAGACAUUAGUGUCUGACAAUGGAGGAAUCUUUGAAUUAAUAUAGUUUAUUGUAUACUUUCCCAAUUAACGAUGCCUCGAUGCCAUUAUAUGUCUUAAUGACUGUUACUUAACCUCUUGUAGUGAAUGAUGCUUACCUUAUGAUCGCUAUUUAAGCAGAGAGUAUCAAGUCAAAUAAAUUAUUGCCAAGACCAUUUCCAUUAGACCAGAAUUUAGUCAAAACCUCAGAUAGUUCUAUUCAACUUAGUUGUAAAUUUUAUUCAAGUGGUUAAGGUCCUCCAGCAAACUAUCUUCCUGUAUUUUACAUAAGUUAUUAAGAUACUAAGAUUUUUUCAGUUCAAGAAAAUAGUUAUAGAAACUGUUUCUCAUACAAUAUAAAAUAUAAAUAAGAUCUAGAUACUUUCAACCAAGCUAGUACUUCUAUCAUGCCAAAAUAUCAUACAAUUCAAGCUAACUCGAUAACAGUCAUUUCAUAAGGAUUUGCAUUUUAUAGAAAUCUUUAAAUUAAUUAGCCCUGCCUUUACACUAAUUCCACAAUCUGCGAGCCCUACGCUAUUUGGCCAAUAAUAGUGAAUCUUUAUACUAAUGAAAAAAUAAAUUAAACAGCUCCUGUUGCAACAUGCUAAGGUUCUUAUAACUACCCAAAAAUUCUGUUUUAUUCCUCUGAAAGCAUAAAAAAUAUAGCAAUAACAUUAAGAGGGUCAGAUGUUCAUUAGCCAACUGGAAAUUAUUUAAUUUUUUACCAUCAAUCUAAUGAUGUGUUAGGAAUUAUUAACUAAAAUUACGAUACUGGUGAUAUGUACUAUAUGAAAAAGAUAACAGGAUUAUACUCUUAUUCUUUAACAAGUCAAACAAAAGUGUUCUUUGAUAGUUAAUAGAACUCAGCUUAUGUUACCGGAACCAGAAUGGAUUAAACUACUGAAUAAUGGACUAAUUUCAUAUUGAGAAUAGAUUUAUCAAACAUAAAUAUGGCCGUACAAAGAUAUUGGUCAUAUCUUUAAUAUUCUGGGGCUGUAUAAUAGAAUGAUCAAAUAUUUCACAUUGAUUUUUCAAAAGUUAAUGACUUUAUGUACUCAUUAAGCAUAGUCACACUUUCAAGCUAAAAUAUUAUAUAAUUAACUCAAUAUAAAAGAACAAAUGGUUAAUAUAUAAGGUCAAGACAUCAACAGUAUGAUAGCAGUUUGAAAAAACUUCAUGUUGAUUCAAAUGGUUAAUUAUAUCAAACCAUGGGAUUUGUAGACGGCUCAAACACUUAUUUUAAAAGGACACUUUUACAGUAUGAUUAAAAUUUAGGACUAGUUUAAGGGAUGGAUUUGAAGAUAUUACUUUCUUAUAAACAAGGAAUUUAUGAAUCAGACCUGACUAGUGAUUCUACCUUCCUAUAUGAAUUCUUUCAUUUCUAAGGAAAAUAUUUCUUCAUCACUAAGGUAUUGAAAGCUAAUUUAUCCACCAUAAAAUUUCAAAUGUCCUUAAACUCAGAUACUACAGCUUCUACUUUUGCAAAAAUUUAUUUAUGGUCAGAUAAACUAUUCAUUUUCUUCUAAUCAAAUAAUUUCUAAUUUAACCUAUUAGAUCAGGAUUUUACUCAUGAUAUAUCUUGUAUAUAAUACAUUGACUAAGCAAUAGACUAACAAUCAUAUUCAACUUAACUCAACGAUUUAUCCUCUGGCAUUGCUCAAAAUUUUUUCUAAGGAGAUUUCAGGUUGAUGGGAUUGACAAGAACCUAUAUGGAGAAAAUAAUUGGAAUUUUUACUUAUAUCAAAUUUUAUUAGGCUAAUCUACAAGGUUGUCCAAAUAUACCUAAUACUUUCAAUCCACCAAGAACAACUUAAUGGGUAAUACCAACAAGUUUACCCUAUACUAUCGCUUUACCACUGAAAGCUCUUGAGAAUUGUGUGGGAGCUAAAAUUUCUGGUAAAAAUAAUUUGGAUGACUUUACAAUUUCACCAACAGGUUUGAAAAGAUUUUUAGGAGGAUAAUUUGAGUUUAAAAUUCAGUAUACUUACGACUAUGGUACAUAUCUAUUCUACGAAUUUUAUAAUGGAACUGAUUUUUUCAUCAGCGAAUCAAGAACUAUAGUUGAGAUAUAUCCUUCAUAAGAGUAUGGAGUAUCUUUAGUAAGAUAAACAUGCCCAACUUCUGUUUAUCCAGCAAUUUAUGGACUCAAUAAUUAUCUCGCACUGCAUAUGGACUAUGAUUCAACUUAAGAUAAUCUUCUAAUCUGUGGUUAAACAUCAUCUAUUUUUACUAUAUUAUCAUAAACUGGUGGAUUUUUAUCCCUCUACUCCACAUCUUUUCAAUUGAUAUACCAUCUUUACAUAUAACUUAGUAUCAAUUCUAAUGUUCAAACAAAAUACUGCGCCUUUGGAAAUGACAACAAUAUAUACUCAGUCGUUUAUAAACAAAAAUCCACGCUUACAGUUGGUGACAACGAAUAUAAAACUUUUCUUUUUAAGCAUACUUCAAAGGGCAAAUUUCUUGCUGGCAAGUAAUUCAUGCUCUAAGAUUAUUUGAUGCACACAACUGAAAUACAUUAAUUAGAUACUUCAACGAGUGAUAUAUAUCUUAUGGGCAAAAUAAUUAAGCAGGUUUCAGCAUCAAUACAAUCUAGUAGUGGGUACCUUUUUCAUGCUCUUGCUAUAGAUAGUUCAAAUCAAUAGGCAUACAUCACUAUUUCAGGCUAAAGAGUUACACCUUAUCCUUAUUUAAUAUCAUUUUCAAAGAUAAGUUUUCUUGAUGGAGCUAAGUAAUGGUCUAAAUAUUUUAAGCAUACUCAAUCUUCUUGGGAAAUCUAAAGGCGUUCAACAGAUAAAUCGUAUUAAAAGUUUAGUUUAGCUUUGAUAUAAGACAGAUUAUAUUCAUGUAUAGUUGUUUAAUCUAGUAGCACCUAGGAAAUAUUCCUAGGUAAACAUUAUCCUUCUGAUGGUACAAUUGAUAGUAAAACUGAGUUACAAUUAGUGGGAUUAACUAAUAAUGCUUGUAAUUUGCAUUAUCAUGAAUCUUCUGAUACCAUACUUAUGGCAUACGGAAAAUUAGGAACAAUAUUCUCAAAUACAACUGCUGAUUACGAUUAUGCUAUAUUUUCAAGUACUUCAAGCAUAGCUUAUAUGCUUAUUGUAUCACCAACAAAUUAAGUUAUUUCAAGAAUGAGUGAUUUUUCUAAUUUUGUCUUGCAAGAAACUUGCCAAGUAAGUUCAGUAUCAACUUCAUGGUAAUCUGCACAUUUAAUGCCUAAUGGUUACAGAGAUAGUAUGAGUCAAUAUUACAUUAAUAAUCCAGAUUUCAUCUCAUCAUUAGAACAGGUGUAAGAUUGGUCAUAAUACUUUACUGAUCCAACUAAAUUCAGAAUAUAUACUAACCUAACUUUUGGAAAUGUCCAGCCCAGAAUAUUGAUUGGAAAUUGUUAUUCAGCUGCAGCUCCUGUAAUUCCAAUAAUACCAAGUAGAACUGGUCAAAGAGUAAGUGAUUCACUAGGAGGAUUCGUUGUUGGUAUAAAUGCAUCAAUUACCGUAGGAAUAAUCACUUAAUGCUCAAAUAUGAAACUUAACAUUACCUUUAUCUCCACACCAACUGCAGGCUCUUGGUGCUUUAAUUACAAUUCAACUAGUUCUAUAAUAACUGUAAUACCUACAAAUAAUUCUUGUGCUGGUAGUUUUAAUCUUUAAAUCAAAGCGAUUGUUAUUGAAUAAACUUCAGUUUCGACACUUUCUAAUGUGUUUUAAUUUGAUGUCGAAAGAAACUAUCCUCCAACUAUUAUAAUGAAUUUUACUACGACAGUAACAAUGUUUGCUCAUCAUAACUAUACUUGGAAUGUGUUUGUAGAUGAAGAUAAAGAAGGUGAUGAACCAGUAGCAACAGUUAGUAUUUUAGACACAAAUUUAAAUCCAGUUACAUUUGCCAAGCAAUGGUUUACCUUUACCAAAAUUGGCAAAAAACAGAUUAAAGUUAAUGCUAUUGAUGCUCCACAGCCUCCAAAUGGAUUGAAUUCUAUUACUUAUAAGAUCAAACUAUCUGUAUCUGAUUCAUUUAAUUUAAACAAUCCUAAUGUCUACUAUAUAGACUUAACUAUAAUUAGAAAUUAUCCCCCAGUAUAAAUUACGCCUAUUCAGUUAAUCAUUCCAGCAAUUAAAGUUCCUAAAUCAUUUGCUCAUACUUUUUGGUAUGAUAACUUUUAAGAUUAAGAAGGAGAUUUAUUUAAUAUUUCAUGUGUUGCAAGUACUACCAAUGCAUUAAAUGCUAACUGGAUUAAAAUUGAUUAUAAUAAAACGGUUUUAGAAUUUACGCUCAUUGUCCUUAAAAAAGACCCUGUGUAAAUUUUGAAUCCUUAAAUUGAUUAAAAAUAUUUAAUUCCUGAAUCCGGUGUGAUAAUAUACAAUCUCUACGAUGAUUCUGGAGUUGUCAUUUAAUCAACUAUGUAUGUGAAUGGUACAAUUUAUAAUCCAGUCCUUCUAGCUGGUUGGAUUGAUUGGUAUCCUUUAGUGCCAAAAAUAAUAGUAUCACCAACUAUUAAUUCUCAGCAAGAAAUUUAGGAGAACUUGCCUCCUUAUGCGAUUAAACAACUUAAAAACAUGAAUAAGAUAGCAAAUAACAGAUUUCAAAUAGACUUUAAUUUAAAUGAGUUGUUCACAGAUCCGGAAAAUCUUUAGAUGACUGGAAAUUUAGCAACUGCAGGUGGAGGAAAUUUACCAUAUUUUUUUACAUCUAAAUUCAGUAAUGGAACUGUAAUAGGAUUUACAACAAGUGAUGAUGUUGGGAUUUAUGCAUUAGAAUGUGUUGUAUUUGAUAACGCUAAGCAAUCUGCCAGGAUACCCUUUUUCUUUUAAGUUAUAGAAUGCCAAGAAAAUUACUUCUUUUCUAAUAACGAAUGCUUAGAAUAAUGCACAUCAGGUUCAUAUGGAGAUGUACCUUCAAGAACUUGCAUAAAAUGCCCAAUUUAAUGCAGAUCCUGCUUCGGAUCUGAUCCUUCCUAACAAUGUUCCGAGUGCAACAAUGGAUUUUUCAAACUAAAUGAUGGGUGUUUUGAAAAAUGUCCAGACGGAUACUUUGGAGAUAAAACUGACAGAAAAUGUAAAAGUAAGCAAAAGAUUGUGUAUGUAACUAAUAUAGAGUGCCAUAAAGCUUGCUCAACUUGUUAUGGAUCAUUAUCUACUUAAUGCUUUACUUGCAAUGAGCUAAUAUAAAUGAAUGAGUUUGACUAAUUGGCAAGACAAGGAUAUGUUUUAUAAUCAGGUAGUGAAUGCAAGAUUCCCCAGUGUUUAUUAGGCUAGUACUUUUAUUGGUAUCCAGAAAUGGUUGGAAAUCAGUAUAUUGGAUACUGUAAAAAUUGCCAUGAAACUUGUUUAACAUGUAUUGGAGAGAGUUCAAAUGAAUGCAUCCUUUGUCAGCCAGCUCAUUUUUACAAUAGUUAAUCCCAUACUUGCACAAAAUGUGAGGACGUUGCUGGAAUGUAUACAAAUGAAGAAAAUGAAUGCGAGGAAAUAUGCGGAGAUGGAAUUAUACUUAAUAAACAAUGUGAUGAUGGCAAUACAAUAACAGGAGAUGGAUGCAGUAAUGAAUGUUUAAUGGAAUAUGGAUUUGAGUGCCUUACUGCAAACUCAAUAUGCAGAGAAACAAUACCUCCCACUAUGAAAGUGGUGAUGGUAAGUUCAACAAACUUAGUCUACUUAGAAUUUUCAGAGUAUGUGUUUAUUGAAGAAGAAAAAGAUCUUGCAAAAGACAAUUUUCAAAUUUAGUUGAAUUCAGUUGAUGGAGGUAUUUCUACUAACUUUGAUUACAGAAUUGUUGAGGAUCCAGAUCAAUCGUUAAUUCCAAAUAGAAAAAUCAAUAAAUUGAUGAUAAAAUUAUAAGAAAUAAAAUAGUCAAUCUUAGGUUCAGAAAGCUUAUUGAUUUCAAUAAAAGAUAUAAGUAAAAUAAAGGAUGGAAGUGGUAAUUAACUUUUAGACAUUGAGCAAGUAACUAAUCCUGCACCUUAUACUUACUUAUCAGCUACAGAAAGAAUGGUAUCAAAUAGUGGUGGAUAAACUAUUAAAUAUACGUUUUUAUCAGUUUGCAGUUUCAAUCUCAUAUUAAAGGUAAUUAUGAAUAGUACAAUGCAAUUUAUAUGGGGUCUCGUUCAUUCACUUUAAGUCUUUACGCUUUUGCUUUAUAUCAAUAUUGAAUUCCCUGAAAAUGUGAUUAUAUUUUCUAAUUAUAUGUAAGUUGCUUCGGGAGAUGUUGAUGAAUUUAAAGGAUUUAUCCCUAAUAUCUCAGAAUAUUUAAUUGACAAGGAUUAGAUAUAUGAAAAAGAUGAUGAUAGGCUUUUGUAUUAUAAAUUUAAAGAAGAUAAAAUAUCACCUUAUUUUAUAAUAGCUUAUGGUUAAAAGCUAACAUUAUGGGCAAUCGGAUUGCUUGCUAUUCUGCCUGGAGCCUUGCUUUUGAAUAAACUUUGUAAAAAUAUAAAAAUAUGGGAGGAAAUGGUUAGCUAAUUGUUUUUCAAUGGCCCACUAAGAGCAUUUAUAGAAAUGUAUCUAGAAUUAAUCGUAUAAAUUGUUUUGAACAGUAAAUUUCUUAAAGUGAGGAAUAUAAGCAUGAUAUUAACUUCUGGAUUAGCUUUUGUAGUCGGAUCAUUUGCUUUAGUGCUUCCCUUUUUACUUAUGACCAUUGUCUAUCAUAAUAGAAGAGUGGUAAAUAAAGAAACUUGGCUAAACAAAUUUGGAAUGUUAACAUAUGAAGUAAAUAAUAAGGAAGUUCUCCAAAUGUACUAUUAUCCUUUAUUCAUCUAUUAAAGACUUAUAAUAGCAGUUGUAAUAGUUUAUGGAACUUAAUACACAAUUCUAUAAUGUCUUAUUGUAAUUUUUUGCAACCUAGCUAUGAUAAUAUAUCUGGUAAGCCAAAGACCAUUUAAGGAAGAGAGCCAGUAAACAACGAUAGUUUUGGAUGAAAUUGCUGUUACUAUAUGUGUGAUAAUCUUUAUGGUAAUUGAAAUAAAGUAAAUCAAAGGUGAUUAAUUAAAGAACAUUGGAUUUGUCAUAUUACUGUUUAUUGUAAUAAGUGUAUCUAAGAAUUUUGCAAUGGUGAUUUAUUUCGGGAUGUAGUAAGCUCAGGUUAAAAUCAAAUAGAUGCUGCACGCGGAAGAUUAACAAAUUGAUUCAAUUGACUCAUCUUUAGAUAGCAGCGAUGAAGAAGAUCAUGAUAAAAUAAGAGACAGCGAGCAAAUAAGUACUACAAUGAUGAUGUAGGAAAUCCUAAAAGAUGAUUAAGCUAAAUAUCAUUAUCAAUAAUAAAUAACUUCAUAAAAGGCAACAACUUUACGUAGAAAAAGAUUUAAUUUAAGCGAGAUUAUUACUGACAGAGCAUUAAUGAAUUUAGAUUAACCUUAAAGGAUUGAUUUUAAUAAGUGA